AUCGAAUCAACAAAAAAAAAAAAAAAAAUCCAAAUCAUUGUCUCGAUAUAGAUAUAUAUGCAACUAAACCGACGACCUUUUGAAACAAAAACUUGGCAGAAUCGAAUCUGUCCAUCGGAGACUAUGGUGAAGAUUCAUCCCGAUCUAACAACCUCCGGCGCCGGAGAAGAAACAAGUUCGCCGUACUUGACGACGGAGCAAGAGACUUUCACUAUAUGGAUGAAGUCGUUGGUGUUCAACACAAAUGGCUGCACCGUCUUCAAUUCCAAAGGGAAAAUAAUCUAUCGUGUCGAUAAUUAUAACUCUAAGAGCUGCCGUGAAGUUUAUCUCAUGGAUUUGUCCGGUCAUGUCUUGUUUACCUUACGUAGACAGAAAUUUGGAUUAUUCAAGACUUGGGAAGGAUAUAGAUCAUCAUCUGGAACAGCUGAAUCAACGACAAAACUUGAAUAUUUUCGAGUGAAAAAUAAUGUUUUUCAAAUUCCGGAUAAAGAUUCAUCAUCUUCCUAUAGAGUCAUCGCGGGAUCGUGUAGAAACGAUGAACAAUAUUGUUAUAAGAUGGUAACUCGCGGAUCAAGUCUAGCGAUUGAGGAUCACUGUGGAAAACUAUUGGCAGAAGUGAAGAGAAAGCAAUCGAGAAAUGGUUUGAAGUUAGGAGAUGAUGUUUUGACGAUGACGGUAGAGUCACAAGUUGAUCACUCUUUCAUCAUUGGACUUGUUUUAGCUCAUAGUCUUAUCAAUUGUAUACUGUAACAAGUAUAUACUUUACUUAACCGUUUACUAAAUUAUACUGAUGAGAUUUUUGGCUUGUAAACUAGUUUUUUUUUUAGGUUCCACAAAUUUUGUUUUGUUACAUAUCAAAAGAAAGUACAAUUGAUGUUACUUGUUGUAAGGUAGAGUUCUAAUAAAGUGAGUGUAAGCUU
Molecule: messenger RNA, 920 nt
Organism: Arabidopsis arenosa
Lineage: Eukaryota; Viridiplantae; Streptophyta; Magnoliopsida; Brassicales; Brassicaceae
Source: the annotation of a GenBank genome assembly